AUGGCAGUCAUCUUCCCUCUGCUACAGCGGCAAUCUAGCGUGCUCUUGCUCACCAGAAAGCCGCAAGGGCCUGUACCGCUCCCGCUGCAGGUGGCACUGGAGCAGCAAGCUGCUGAUGCCGCAGCAGCAGCACUUUCUGCUGAGACGGCGAGCGCGCGUGCUGCAGCAGCGUGGCACUUGCUUCUGCAGCGGCAGACGGAACGGCAGCAGCAGCAACAGUGGACUUUGGCAAUGGACCUUGAAACUGCCACGGCGAUGCUGGAUAUAUAUGAGCGCGCGGCUGCAGCAGCAAGAGCCCCCGCAGCAGCAAGAAGUGCACUAGCUGUGGCAUCGGAAGACCUAGUGGCUUCUGCAGCCGAGCUUGCUGCAGCAGCACGGCAGAGACUUAGCUGUUGCAUUAUCUGCACGGACGAAGGCGAUGUUACUCUAAUGGCUGGCCAAACGCCACAAGACAGCAGCAGCAACGCCAGCAGCAGCACCACCGUUUCCACAGCUGUGGCAGAAGCUCUGCCUGCAGCACGGGUAGCUGCAACUAUUGAAGGGUGGCAGCAGCUGCUGCCUACUACCGCAGCAGUGCUGCAUGUGCUGACGAUAACAGAAGUUGGCGUCGUGGCCGUGCAGCGGCAGCAGGGCAACGCAGCGGAUGGAGCAGUGCCCCCAGCACCUCAAGAACGGGCAUCGGCAGCACCUGCAGAAGCGGCAACAGCGGAGCCGGCAGCGGCAGCAGCGGGUCAGGAAAUGGGAGUUGCUCUGGGCCAGCUGGUGCCAGGCGUUGCUGCAGCCACAGCAGAGAACGGCAUUCUGCUCUUCAGCAGCAGCAGCAAGAGCAGCAGCACCUACUUUGGGAGGCCUGUAGCAACAGCCGACGCAUUCGGAGGGCCGGGGGCCCUUGGCGCCCAAGGAGCCCCCGCUGGCUGGUUCUUUCGGUCUGCACUGUUGGGUCGCGUGGACGAAUUUGGAACGGUGCAUGUGACGGGCUGUACGUACAGCUUGGCGCAGCAACAACCGCUGCAACGGCCGCUGCAGCAGCGGCUGCAGCAGUGGCAGUGGGGCCUGCCCCGUAUGGAACGGCUCAUUGAAGGGUACGUACACAAGGUGCCCAUUUCCGGCAAAGAGUGGGGCAACUAUCACGCCAAGAAGAGACACUGGAAGCGCAUGUUCUAA
Eimeria tenella is the source of this 1164-nucleotide messenger RNA. RefSeq lists its product as uncharacterized. The record is from RefSeq and is a predicted model, not a curated record. The transcript is spliced from 2 exons. Bases 1 to 1164 code for a protein of 387 amino acids. Lineage: Eukaryota; Apicomplexa; Conoidasida; Eucoccidiorida; Eimeriidae.